GAUUGAACGCUUGGAGUUUCUUCAGAUCCUCUGAUUCCUGUUGCAAGAUGGAAUCUAAAGAUCGGAGAGGAUGAUCUCAGAAAUUUUUAUCAUCUGUUUUGAUCCAAAUCUGACCAUUUCCAGCUUUUUUGAUUGGAAUUUUCUUUGGCUUGCUUUAUAAACGGAACUGUUGAGUUCGGGAUUCGUUUUCAGUGGAAGUUGGAAGCUUGGGGCAUUUUCAAUACAGAUUCUUGAAUGAAUAGUAUCAUUCCAAUAGAAGCCGCAAGUUUUCUAUUUACGUAUAAAGUGCAUAGUUCUGUGAAUGGUUGAGGUGCUGUAUACAUUGAAUUGUAUGACAUCGGCAAAAAAAAAAACGCUCUAUGAAAAAGGGUAUAUGAUGGGGUCAAAGAUGAAGUCAGCUGACAAUCGAACUCGAAGCUCAUUGCGAAUUAUUGUUGUUGUCGGUCUCUGUUGUUUCUUCUAUCUGUUAGGUGCCUGGCAGAGGAGUGGUUUUGGAAAGGGUGAUAGCAUAGCCCUGAAAAUUACCGGGGACUCAGCAUGCACUAUCUUGCCAACUUUGAACUUUGAAACUCAUCAUAACUUUGGGGGUGACAUUAUCCCUUCUGAAUCAAAGGUUAAAAUGUUUAAACCAUGUGAUGCACGCUACACGGAUUAUACACCAUGCCACGAUCAAAAUCGAGCAAUGACAUUUCCUAGAGAAAAUAUGAUCUAUAGAGAGAGGCAUUGCCCUCCUGAAAAAGAGAAGUUGCAUUGUCUUAUUCCAGCACCUAAAGGGUAUGUGACACCAUUCCCCUGGCCGAAGAGCCGUGACUAUGUACCAUUUGCAAAUGUUCCAUACAAGAGCUUGACCAUUGAAAAGGCUGUACAGAAUUGGGUUCAACUUGAGGGUGACGUGCUUAAGUUUCCUGGAGGAGGAACUAUGUUUCCUCAAGGAGCAGAUGCAUAUAUAGAUGAACUUGCAUCGGUCAUUCCAAUUGCUGAUGGAACUGUUAGAACUGCACUUGAUACUGGAUGUGGGGUUGCAAGCUGGGGUGCUUAUAUGUUAAAAAGAAAUGUACUAACUAUGUCCUUUGCACCAAGAGACGGCCAUGAAGCUCAAGUGCAGUUUGCUUUAGAACGAGGUAUCCCUGCAGUUGUUGGAGUGCUUGGGACGAUAAAGCUUCCGUACCCUUCUAGAUCCUUUGAUAUGGCUCAGUGUUCUCGCUGUCUAAUCCAAUGGACAUCAAAUGAAGGAUUAUAUAUGAUGGAAGUAGAUCGAGUCCUCAGACCAGGUGGUUACUGGGUUCUGUCUGGUCCUCCAAUUAAUUGGAGGACAUACUAUAAGACAUGGAAGAGAACAAAGAGCGAACUUCAGAAGGAACAGGAAAGAAUUGAAGAAUUAGCUGAACUUCUUUGCUGGGAAAAGAAAUAUGAGAAAGGGGACAUCGCUAUAUGGAGAAAGAAAUUAAAUGCCAAUUCAUGUAGAAGAAGAGAUACUUCUUCAGUUAAGAUGUGCAAAUCUGCAAACAGUGAUGAUGUCUGGUACAAGAAGAUGCAGGCAUGCAUAACCCCAUUCCCUGUGGUUGGUGGACAAUUAAAAAAGUUUCCAGAUAGACUAUUUGCUGUCCCCCCCAGGGUAUCUGGUGGAUUUAUACCUGGUGUGUCGAAAGAAUCAUUUGAAGAGGACAACAAACUUUGGAAGAAGCGUGUCAAUGCAUAUAAGAAAAUGAAUAAGCUGAUAGGCUCAGGGAGGUACAGAAACAUGAUGGACAUGAAUGCAGGCUUUGGAGGUUUUGCAGCAGCACUUGAAUCUCCCAAAGCGUGGGUGAUGAAUGUUGUUCCGACCAUUUCCAACAAAAAUACUUUAGGUGCCAUUUAUGAACGAGGUCUAAUUGGCAUAUACCAUGACUGGUGUGAAGCCUUCUCGACGUACCCUAGAUCCUAUGAUUUGAUACAUGCAAGCGGCGUCUUCAGCUUGUAUCAGCACAAGUGUGAUAUAGAAGACAUACUUCUGGAGAUGGACAGAAUUUUACGUCCUGAAGGAACAGUGAUAAUUCGCGACCAAGUUGAUGUUGUGACCAAGGUAAAAAAAUUAGCCAGUGGGAUGAGGUGGAACACAAAGAUGCAGGAUCAUGAAGACGGUCCUUUUGUUACCGAGAAAAUAUUGGUUGCUGCUAAACGAUAUUGGGUUGGUAGUGGAAGUAACUACACAAGUAGUUAACAGAUUCUAUAUCUACGAGUAAAUUAUGACGAAUGACGGAAAAUUGAGUAUCUUUUGUGACAGUUUCCAGGGGAAUUACAUGAAACUGGUCAGAAUACAGCAAGGCGAGCUGUCCAGGAUCCAGCCUAUAAAUUAUCAAAUUAUGUAUGGAUUGUCACUUAGCAUUGUCUGCCUUGAACUUUGUAAGUGUAAAUUGUGACAUAGAACCAUUCAGAAUACUUCUACCCUUGUAUUAGAGGUAAUUAUUCAUUUGUUACUUUGUAGUUUGUGCUUA
This is a messenger RNA of Asparagus officinalis (garden asparagus), 2474 nucleotides long. RefSeq names its product probable methyltransferase PMT14. Gene Ontology annotation, molecular function: methyltransferase activity. The transcript is spliced from 7 exons. The record is from RefSeq and is a predicted model, not a curated record. Bases 302 to 2200 code for a protein of 632 amino acids. Gene Ontology annotation, cellular component: trans-Golgi network; endosome; cytoplasm. NCBI's taxonomy places the organism in Eukaryota, Viridiplantae, Streptophyta, Magnoliopsida, Asparagales, Asparagaceae.